CAGCUUUUAACUGGCAUUCUGCUGACUAGCUGUGUCCCCUAAGGUCUCGUCCGUGCUUGCACCCGUUUAUACUGCACCUUUGAAUAAAAUAAUUUUGUGACACUACUAAACCGUGUCUGUUGAAUAGCAAUGAUCACUACGCCAUCCUUCCUGUCUAUUGUAUUGCACAGCGUACUUCUCUCCUUUGAUAAAUUAGCAGUCUCACGGGUCAGGACUUGUCUGUGUAGUUGGGAUUGAUGUAGAUGCAAAACUAGACAGUACAGAAUCUGAGAGUGAUGAUUCCAGAAUGAGAAAUGUAAACAGACACCAAAUACGGUACCAGACGAAAAGAAGUGGCAAUUUUGAUUACAGUGAUGAUGAUGAUGAUGAUGAUGAAGAUGAAGAUGAUAAUGAUAUCACUAGGCUGCCAAAAAGAAAAAGAACUGUGAGAAAAUCCACAAGAAGAACAAGAGUAGAUGAAACUGAAACAGAAUCUGAGUAUGAGGAUGAGAAAAGAAAUAAAAGAAAAAAUGCUGUGGUACAAAAAGAUGUUAACAAAAACAACAUAAAGUCUACCAGAAAAGAUACAAACAAUGAAGAAUCUUCUGUUCAUAACAAAGGGAAAAAUACAAGUAAAUCGGGAGAUCAGAAAAAGAAAAGAAAAAGCAGCAGUUCUUCAUCUUCAUCCUCAUCAUCCUCUAGUUCUGAGGAGAGUUUAUCAGAUAGUGAAAGGGAAAGGAUAAUGAAGGAAAUUGAAGACAAGAAAAAAAUAAUUUCCAGUAUGAGAAAUAAACCUUGGAGAAUGACAAAGAAACUACAUUUACUUAAGGAAGCCCAAGACUAUGUUGAACAACGAGAAGGUACACUUGGACGUGGAAAAGGAAGAAAACUCUACGCCUAUAAAAUCAUGAUGACUAAGAAAUGGAUGAAGUUUAAACGAGAUUUUGAAAAUUUUAAAACGUCCUGUAUACCAUGGGAAAUGAAGAUAAAGGAGAUUGAAAGUCACUUUGGAUCAUCUGUGGCAUCCUAUUUCAUAUUUCUCAGGUGGAUGUAUGGUGUUAACUUAGUUCUUUUAGGCAUGGUGCUUGGACUUAUAAUCAUUCCUGAGAUAUUGAUGGGGCUGCCUGCUGGAAGCAUUCCCAGAAAGACAAUACCAAGAGAUGAACAAGCAAGUUCAAUGGAUUAUUCUGUACUCAGUGAGUUUGGGGGUGUUUUAAAAUAUUCACCUGUUUUCUAUGGUUAUUACAAUAAUCAAAGAACAAUUGGACCUCUGCAGUUCAGGCUGCCGUUGGCAUAUUUCUUAUGCGGAGUUGGCAUCUUUGGAUACAGCUUGAUAGUUGUGAUAAGAAAAAUGGCCAAGAAUAUAAAUGAAAGCACAGCAGAUGGGGAUGAUGAUAACUUUAUAUUCAGCUGGAAAAUGUUUACUAGCUGGGAUUACCUUAUUGGCAACUCCGAAACAGCAGACAACAAAUUUGUAUCUAUUACAACAAGCUUCAAGGAAUCUAUUGUAGAUGAACAGGAGAACACAAAAGAAGAAAACAUUCAUCUACGGAGGUUUCUCAUUGUUUUAGCAAAUGUAAUGAUCGUCGCAUGUCUUGGAGGAAGUGGAUAUCUCAUUUAUUUUGUUGUACAACGAGGACAGCAGUUCAAAAAGUUGGAUAAACCAAGCUGGUAUCAGAAUAAUGAGAUAGAAAUUGUAAUGAACCUGCUCUCGAUGUUUUGCCCUCCACUAUUUGAAACAAUUGCUGCUAUGGAAAACUAUCACCCUAGAGUAGCUUUGAAGUGGCAACUUGGACGGAUAUUUGCACUCUUCCUGGGGAAUCUGUAUACAUUUUUGUUGGCUUUGAUUGAUGAUGUCAAUAGCAAGUUGGCUGAGGAAGCUGUAAUAAGGAACCAAACUUCGUGGCUGAUAUCUAAUGGAACCUUAAGUAAUGGGAGUACUAUUGAUCCUGCCGAUAUGCCCAGAGGUCCAUGCUGGGAAUCAAAUGUGGGACUAGAAUUUGUAAAGCUAACAGUAUCGGACACCCAGAUGACUGUCAUCAUGAUUCUUGUGGGAGACUUUGGCCGAGCAGUGAUUGUCAGGUUUCUCAAUAACUGCUGGUGUUGGGAUUUGGAGUCUGGAUUUCCAUCUUAUGCAGAGUUUGGUAUAAGUGACAAUGUUCUUGGUCUCAUUUUUAACCAAGGCAUGAUAUGGAUGGGGACAUUUUACGCACCUGGACUGAUUGUCAUAAAUAUUCUGCGCCUCCUGUCCUCAAUGUACUUACAGUGCUGGGCUGUAAUGAGCACCAACGUACCUGAAGAAAGAGUAUAUAAAGCUUCCAAGUCAAACAACUUCUACUUGGCCCUUUUACUGCUAGUAUUGUUCAUGAGCCUGCUGCCUGUAGCCUACACCAUAAUGAGUAUAUCUCCAUCAUUUGACUGCGGCCCUUUUAGUGGUAAAACUAGAAUGUAUGAUGUUCUUCAAGAGACAAUUGAAAAGGACUUUCCACCUUUUAUCAUGAAGGUGUUUGGUUACGUGUCCAAUCCUGGGAUUAUCAUAGCAGCCGUGCUUCUAAUGGUAUUGGCUAUAUAUUACCUUAAUGCAAUAUCAAAAUCAUACAAGAAUGCUAACAUUGAAUUCAAGAAGAAAAUGCAGAGGAAACGGGAGGAUGACAAAAAUAAACGCAACAACACCGCCUCGACAAAUGAAUUAAUGAAAGACUUGGAAGAGCUGCUGCCUCCCAGUGUGAGAUAUGGAAUCAAAAAGGAAACGGAAGAAAAAGAUAAAGUACUUCUUAAACCUAACACAAACAAUGAAACUAAUUCUAAACCUGGAAAGACAACUUUACCUGUGAAAAAUGGCCCUCGGGUGACGGUUACCAAGCCACCGAUUCAGUCUCAGCUGAUAACAACCUCAUCUACUAUAAAGCUUCAAGUUAAUAACAUAAAACCACAACUAGGCAGAGGUAGAGGACGUACAUCUUAAUAUAUUA
Messenger RNA from Hyla sarda, 2951 nucleotides. Its product is annotated as transmembrane channel-like protein 2-B. Gene Ontology annotation, biological process: detection of mechanical stimulus involved in sensory perception of sound; vestibular reflex. NCBI's taxonomy places the organism in Eukaryota, Metazoa, Chordata, Amphibia, Anura, Hylidae. The record is from RefSeq and is a predicted model, not a curated record. The transcript is spliced from 21 exons. Gene Ontology annotation, cellular component: plasma membrane. Gene Ontology annotation, molecular function: mechanosensitive monoatomic ion channel activity. The coding region runs from base 287 to 2944 and encodes 885 amino acids.